This is a messenger RNA of Diaporthe batatas, 1047 nucleotides long. RefSeq lists its product as uncharacterized. The record is from RefSeq and is a predicted model, not a curated record. The coding region runs from base 1 to 1047 and encodes 348 amino acids. NCBI's taxonomy places the organism in Eukaryota, Fungi, Ascomycota, Sordariomycetes, Diaporthales, Diaporthaceae. The transcript has a single exon.
AUGCAGGAGAAGUGGUAUGCUGGUCUGGCUGGAUGCUUUCGAGUUGAUGGCGAUCCUGGCAAACGUGCCACAUUUUAUGUCGCAGCGUUCACGGAGAAGGCAUGUGAAUUCAAGGUGGACGUCUCCUCGAUUGGGUGGGUCUUCAAGUCCAAAAGCAAGGCGCACUCGCCUCUCAGGAUCGUAAUUACACCAAAUCCCGAGAACGACGGCUGGCGGCAAAUACACGACACUGCGAAUGUCCCAUGUCCGCCCAACUUAGAGUUCAGCAACUCCUGGGACGAUCGAGUUUUCAAAACAUACAAAUGGGGAAGGGCGCUCAAGCUGCUGCCUGCUAUCAUUCACCCCUGUGAGGAUGAGAGCCGGCCGGAGCUGCUGUACCGCGCGGUACAUGAUGAACACCCCGGGUCUGGUCUAGAAUCGCGCGGCUCACUCCACGGUAAAAAGACGGAUCCGCUCAAUUUCAUGUUGCAAUUCGACCAUCACCUGAACUGGAAGUGUCGUGAUGCCAGCCCAUUCAUGUCCACGACCACUAAACUGUGCAAAGCAGCUACUAUUGCCUCCCGAUACCAGCGCAAAGGCUUCAAGAACAUCGAGAUUCUUGUCAUUCAGGGUGGCGAGCGUUACUGGCCCAGCAAGUCGAGAAUGUGGCAUGUCAAGGAGACCGCGGAGGCUUUAGGUCUAGUUGACGUACUCAGCCACCCAUGGUUUGACGACCAUGAGUACCUGAUCGAGGACUACAUUCCGGAGGCAUAUGUGACCCGUUUGAGAUGGGAGGACAUGAAAGCCGACAUCGAUGCUGAGACACGCCUGAUAGACCACUUCAAGAAGCGAAAACUUGGUGUCUCGAAGUCUAGUGGUUCCGAAGAUGAGACACUUGUCGGCGACGGGCUCACCGUGACGCGCCCCCAGAUCCUUUGGGGCUUGAUAGAGAAGCGCUCACAUUUCAGCUCGCGGAACAAACCCAAGUACUACUACGAGGACAGAGAGGACGAUGAGUGGUUCAAUGUACUCUGCCCGCAAACCGACUCAGGCAAUCCGUCGGCAUGA